AUGGAUCCACACCGAUCGUCAUCACCACCCUCCGCCACUGCCGCCAACAACACAAUUAGGAGGAGAUCAACCAAGUCGCACGAAGACAAGAAUGUGCGUUUCACUGGCAGUACCGAACAACAGGCGCGUCCGGGACUCGUGCGACAACCCCACGGCUUUCGGCACAUUGAUAUUUCUACCGGGAUGAUGACGCGACGGACACAAUGGAUUAGACUCGUCACUGGAGCCGAACUCCCGCGCUCGUCCUGGCACAAGUGCCGCGCCUUUUUCGGUUGCGGGGGCAAGCCGUCCCUGUCUCCCGCGGUUCCCAUCGAUCGAGACGAAGAAAACGCCAAUCACCCAACGGGCUUGCCCCGUGUCCCGCAGUACCGGAUUCGAUCCCGUUCCAUCGGAGACAAGGCUGUCAAUGUGUUUGAUAACUGCGUCCUCUUUAACAUGUUUAUGGCCAUUGAAAGCUUCGUUGGCGUCCUGUUUGGCGGUAUUACCGGCGCCAUUAUUUUCGGAAAAGUCGCUCGCGUACAAUCCUUUGCCCAGGUCCAGUUCAGUGACCCCAUGUGCGUACGCUACGGAACCGGCGUUUUGCCCAAGCGAUGUAUGGAAGAAGAGGAAAACGACGACAGCGAAGACGACAGUGACGGUCAAGCACCCGACAAUCCUUGUGCACCAGCUGGUGGCAAGAAAGCCAAACAAUGGCCUUGUCCCAUUUUGGAAUUCCGUAUCAUCAAUCGACUUUCUGGUCAAAAAGGUGGAGAAAUCAUGAACGCCACGGUCAACAUUGUGGCCACAACACUGGCCAAGGCCAAUGAUUUGGAUUCAGUGCAUUCCUCCCGUCGCUGCAAAUCACCAAGGCAGUCCGCCUCGUUAAUUAGCAAAGUUAGCAGUGUUCUGCACAAGCCAAGGUCCCGGACUAAACAACACAGCUGGAACGCUUCCUCCGUGCUCAGCAUUGCAUCGUCCGCGGCCAGGGCUACCAAAAAUACCGGCGCCGCUUUCUUUGGAGCGAGAAAAAACGUAAGCAACGCCACCGGAUCCAUACUGCAGAAGAUCAAUCACAAUCUGUCACGGGAUCAUCGUCUGGAAGAGAGUACCGCCGCAUCGAGCUGCGCGGAAGCCGAGCUUGAGCAAGAGCUGGAAGCCGAAGUGGGACGUCGGAUUGCCGAAACCUUGCAAAGCGUCGAAGUGCAAACUGCAGCGCUAACGAGUGUGGCCGUCGACGAAGGGUGCGACUCCACGUUGGCACCCCGUCGUAUUUACCACAAACUCGAAAUUGAAACCGACAGUCAUCCCUUUUUCAAGCGGGUAUGGAAUAUUCGACACGUGUUGAACGAAACUUCCCCAUUGCUGAGUAACAAGGCGCGUCGGAGAAUUGUCGAAAACAAGGGUCACUGGCCCGAUACAUGGAACAACGCAGCAUCUGUGCGACACCACAUCCGGUGGUCCGAAAUCAUCGUGAAUUUUUCCGGAACAGCCAACGCCAGUGGCAGUUCCGUGUACGCUCAAAAGGUGUACGAUUAUGUUGAUCUGAACGUGGGUUACGCAUUUGCCACGAUUUUAGCUUUGGAUGAAAAAGGAUAUUUGGUGGUAGAUGGGGAACUCUUGAACGACGUGAUGGAGCAAUCCGGCGGCGGCGGAGAAGAUUUUCAGAAUGUCUCCGAAGUGCCGGUCCGUGCAGUGGAGUUUGCGAGUCAAAUGGCCGUAGACGUGACCCAGCGAGCCAAUAGUGCUGCGGUCCGCACGGGCGAUGCUGUGAAGGAUGCGGCUGUCCGCACGGGCGACGCCGUCAAGCACGUGGUGCAACGAACGUUUUCCAAAGGGAAUCUGAACGUGGAUGGGACAGAAUCUUCGAAUGGCGAUUUGAACGAAACCAGGAACGACCAGUAG
Molecule: messenger RNA, 1881 nt
Organism: Phaeodactylum tricornutum CCAP 1055/1
Lineage: Eukaryota; Bacillariophyta; Bacillariophyceae; Surirellales; Neidiaceae
Exons: 2
Coding region: 1-1881 (626 amino acids)
Biological process (GO): potassium ion import across plasma membrane; regulation of monoatomic ion transmembrane transport
Cellular component (GO): plasma membrane
Molecular function (GO): inward rectifier potassium channel activity
Source: RefSeq, a predicted model, not a curated record